Trachemys scripta elegans is the source of this 2226-nucleotide messenger RNA. It is a transcript of the gene ERICH2, whose product is annotated as glutamate rich 2. Bases 1080 to 1937 code for a protein of 285 amino acids. The record is from RefSeq and is a predicted model, not a curated record. The transcript is spliced from 13 exons. Lineage: Eukaryota; Metazoa; Chordata; Testudines; Emydidae.
UCAUAUUUGCAGCUUGUCUUUCGGAGUGGCCACAUUCACACUUUUUCAAAGCUAAUAACCGUGUAGCGAUAUGGAUCUACCUAGUGGUGUUACCCUGUGAAUUAUGUAGUUCACAUCUCUGCUUUCCAGGAAAUUGCACAGACCAAGGAGUAAGAAUCUGCUAACAAGCUUAGAGACCUAGUAUGGAAAUACAUAUGAAAAUUCCCAAUCCCGUUCCCAAGUUCCAAAUUAAAAAUGAAGGGAAAUCUUUUCAACACCUCUCCUCACACUAAAAACAUAAAUUCAGAUCAUGAAUUUGUGUGUGAUCCACGAUGGUACUUAGGCAGUUAAGUCUUAGGCACCUAUCUCCAUGAUAGGGACAGGUUUUAGCACACAUCUGGUUGAUGUUGCCCAUUGGCUGGCUUCAGUGGCUCCUUACCUAGUAUGCUGGCUUUGUAGAUCACAGUCUAAGGCUCCUAUCUGUCCCCAUUCAUUGUAUAGGAGCUUAGGCGCCUACCUCAGGCUUUGUGGAUCGCUGUGCUGUUCUUGUGAUGUUUCUAGAAGCCUAGAAGUUAGGUGUUGCGAUGCUGAACAUUGUAGCACCUAAGUCCCUUCCUGCAUCUGGGCCUUUGAAACUGUACUGCACAACUGGCUGUGUCAUAAAACUGAAACUCCAUGUACCAUAUGCAAACUUUGGAAAUUAAUUGUCUCACAAUCUGUAUUUAUUCAGAUAAUUGCACAUACCUCUUACAUUUACAAAGUCAUCUUGCUUUAGUUUUUUUGGUUCAGUGACCCUAAAAGGUUUUUAAUUGUCUGUAUUUAUUUAUAUAAUGAUACAAUUUUUUAUAAAGAAAACUGGCCCUAUUUCUGGUUUAUAAUUAUUCAGAAGGAAAAAAGGUUGUUAAAAUAUCCUCUUUUGGCAGUUGCUGAAUACAGUGUUAGAUGGUCUAUACCAUGCAUGUUCUGUCCUUUCAGCAUAGAGUCAAUGGUUCGGUAUAACGUGUUUGGAAUAUACAGCAAGCCAUUGAGCAAAUGCCAUUGAUGACCAGGGACUCCAUUGAGUAUGCUUAGAUGGAUUUAUUCUAGAAGCCUGCUUGACAAUGUCAAGGCAGAACUGUUUAGAAAGGACAGGUGCCAUAAAGGACCAAAAGAAUGGACAAAAUGGCAGAUUACAUGUGUUUGGUCCAAAAGAAGAAGUGAUUAUUGAACCAAUUCAAACAAUGCCAUGCCCUGAGCUGUAUUACAGGCAGUUAAUUGAAUGGAGUAUGUGUAGAAGAACAGGGGAAUAUUCUCAACAUGGAUGGGGAACUAAUCAGCAUGGAUUUGGACCAGAAUCUACAAACAAAGUUUAUACCCCAACAAAACAAAUCUCAUUAUGUGCAGCUAAAUCAACUUUUGAAAAAUGGGACGCUUCUGCAAAAAUUAUAAAAAAGAAAAAUUCAUCUAGGAUUCAAGAGACUAAUUUAAGAUCACCCCAGUACAUACAAGAAACUACAGAUGAUAAAGAAAAAAAUUCCAGAAAUGUAGAAAAGCCAGCAAAUAAUGAACUCAGCACUGAAUUUCCGACAAAUAGUAUUGAGGACCAUAAUACUGAUGAGCAGCUGUCAGAAACUACAGAUGACGAUGAAAGCAGCAGUGAAAAUGAAGAUAGAAAAAUAAAUGCACCAAUAGAGUUGCUGGGAGAGUUCCUGAAAGCAAUUAUGGAUCAAGACUACAGUCUCUCAAAAAAACUUUGUCAGAUGAUUCUAAUCUAUGAACCAGAAAAUACUGAGGCCAAGCAGUUUCUUCCACUUCUUGAAGAAAAGUUGCUGAUAGAAAGUACACAGAAUUUUGGUGAUGAAGAGGGUGAAGAAACGGAUGAAGGAAGCAGUGAGGACAGUGAAGAGGAUACUAGCAGUUCAGAUAGCAGUGAUGAUGAAGGAGAAGAAAGUUCUGGUGAUUCUGAUGAAAACGUAUAGCAGUUUGGUAAUUCUUCUAUACUCCCUAUAGGUUGAUUAUUUUGAUUCUUCUGUACUUUUUAAACACCAUAUUAAAAUGCACUGUUUAAUCAUUAUCACUUUUCUCCCUCUUAAACUGCUGCAUUCUUUUGCAUAUAGAUUGCCUCCCCACUCACACACAGCCCACCAUACCAGUGGUUCUCAACCAAGGGCACAUGUACCCCCGGGAGUACACAGAGGUCUUCCAGGGGGUACAUCAACUCAUCUAGAUACUUAACUAGUUUUACAACAGGCUAAUAAAAAACACUAG